CCGCCUUUUCUUAUCAAGGAAAAAAUCGGGCUGAGAUUGUUUCGGCUUCCGCCACUCUAGCCCUCGCGCAUGAUGCAAAACAUUCAAUUCGGAACCGGAAGUGAUCGGAAAAUAUUGGUUGGGUUUACCCCCCCUCCCUCACCGAUACAAAAAGUCGCUGAAAGGCUGAUGAUAAAUGCGUGGGUGUGCGCGCCCGCCCGCAUCCAGGAUGAGACGAGCCUUGUAACGACACCUGGCUGGAACUGGUGAACGAAGGAGCGUCUCCCACCGGCAACGCAACAGGGAAGACUCUUUUCCCAUGUUUUCCCUUGGAUGGAAGCAUGCUCUGUUCCACAGGAAACGAUAGCCUUGAUCAUGGAAAAGGGAAUAAGCUCAGUAGAAGUUCCUCCUAUGUCAGCUCAUGCAACUGCAGUAAGGAUGAUGGUAAAAGAACAUGAAGCCAAACCAGCUCAAAAAGUGAGACGAGUGGGAUUUGUACUUGUACAUGCAGGUGCAGGUUAUCAUUCUGAAUCCAAAGCCAAAGAAUAUAAACAUGUGUGCAAAAGAGCAUGUCGGAAGGCAAUUGAAAAGCUACAGGCUGGGGCUCUUGUAACAGAUGCAGUGACUGCAGCACUAGUUGAACUAGAGGAUUCACCCUUUACAAAUGCAGGAAUGGGAUCUAAUCUAAACCUCUUAGGUGAAAUUGAAUGUGAUGCCAGUAUUAUGGAUGGAAAAUCACUCAACUUUGGAGCAGUGGGAGCUCUUAGUGGAAUCAAAAAUCCUGUCUCCGUGGCAAAUAAAUUAUUAUGUGAAGGGCAGAAGGGAAAACUAUCUGCUGGCAGAAUUCCGCCUUGUUUCUUAGUUGCUGAUGGAGCCUUCAGAUGGGCAGUGGAUCAUGGGAUAUCGGCCUGUCCUCCAGGCGUCAUGGCAACAAGGCUUAGCUUAGCGGCUUUUAAAAGGAACAAGAGGAAACUAGAGCUGGCUGAAAAAGUAGAAACAAAUCUUUUUCAGCUGAAGAAAAGACGACAAACAAGUGAAAAGGAAAAUGAGUCAGAAACAUUGGACACUGUUGGAGCAGUUGUUAUUGAUCAAGAAGGAAAUGUUGCUGCUGCGGUGUCCAGUGGAGGCUUAGCUUUGAAACAUCCUGGGAGAGUUGGUCAGGCAGCCCUUUAUGGAUGUGGUUGCUGGGCUGAAAAUAUGGGAUUUCAGAAUCCUUACUCUACAGCUGUGAGUACCUCAGGUUGUGGAGAGCAUCUUGUACGAACAUUGCUGGCCAGAGAAUGUUCCUGUGCUUUGCAGAAUGAAGAUGCUCAUCAAGCUCUGCUAGAAACUAUGCAAAACAAGUUUAUUAGUUCACCUUUUUUAGCCAAUGAAGAUGGUGUUUUGGGAGGAGUGAUAGUUCUCCGCUCUUGUAGGUGUUCUGCAGAGCCCAACACUUCACAGGAUAAACAAUCUCUAUUAGUAGAGUUCCUGUGGAGUCAUACAACAGAAAGCAUGUGUGUGGGAUAUAUGUCAGCACAGGAUGGCAAAGCUAAGACUCACAUUUCAAGGCUUCCACAUGGAGCUGUGGCAGGACAGUCGGUAGCAAUUGAAGGAGGAGUUUGUCGACUGGAAAGCCCAGUGAACUGAACCACUAUGUAAUGGGUCAGCACAAAUGCUAUUUGUAUAAUAAGAUCCUUUGUGUUUUAAGAGAGAGUGAGAUUUCUAUUAUUUUAUAUACUUUUAUUGCAACCACAUGCACCCUAACUUGAAACAAGUGCUGCUGUAGCUUUAGAUUCUAAAAUUUUGUUUGAAUGUAUACGGGAACACAUCUCCCUGGAGAAAAGAAAUUCGGUUCUCACUUGGCGUGGAAUAUUUUAACGUUUAGAAAAGAUUUUAUGAGUUACUUGAUCAGUCUGUAAGACAACAACAACAUCCUGAAAUUGCCAGAAAGAAAUGGUUUUUAAAAAUAGAAGGUAUGCUGAUCACAAAAGUUAUAUUGAGAAUAUACAGAGAGUUGAAAUAAACAAAUGUCAGAAUGUACUCAAUACUAUUUGAUAGUCUCAGGAUGGUCCUAUGAUUGCUUAAGCAUACCCUGAUUUUUCUAAUGGGAUAUAAUAAUUUCUUUCUAGCAAAGAGGAAUUGAUUACAGUGAAACAGUCUAGGACAGAGUUACAGCCAGACUUUUUAUGUUCAGUUAUUCAGUUGUGGUACUUAUUUUGGCUUAAAUGUUACAUAGCUUAAAGCGUUUAUGUAUUAUGAAAGGCUCUGUAAAGAUAACGUACAGUCAUGAAGUCUUUACUUUGUGUAUAACUGCAUAUUGGGAUGUAUAAAAGAACAACAUUUAUUGAAAGAGUUAGUACUAUUCUUUGGUUUAAAUAUAUUUUGAGAGAAUAAUAUAGAAAUAAACUAUUACUGGACAAUGCAAAAUGUAUUAAAGUGGUGAUGUAGAGGAACCCAAUUCUAGCUUUCUUCUGUUCUUUA
This is a messenger RNA of Thamnophis elegans (Western terrestrial garter snake), 2442 nucleotides long. RefSeq names its product taspase 1 (gene TASP1). The transcript is spliced from 14 exons. Gene Ontology annotation, molecular function: threonine-type endopeptidase activity. The record is from RefSeq and is a predicted model, not a curated record. Bases 313 to 1608 code for a protein of 431 amino acids. Gene Ontology annotation, biological process: protein maturation. Lineage: Eukaryota; Metazoa; Chordata; Lepidosauria; Squamata; Natricidae.